UUUUGGCGUUAAGAUACGAAGGCACGAUGAAGAUCGCUGUGGCAAUUGUUUUUGUGGUAGCAUUAUGUUCGCACGUAUGCGAGGUGACGAGCGCUCCGUCGAAUUCCCCGGCCGUUGGCGGGUACGGUUCAGCUCCAGCGCCAGAAAAACAUUUAUCCGAGAGAAUCAAAGAAGGAGUGGGUAAAGCGGUACACGCGGCCAUGGUCGUGAAAACUGUCGCUCACGGGCUACACAGCAUUCGCGAACAUAAGGAGCAACAUGAUUCAGGAGCAUCGGCGGGACCCGGUGGACAUUCUCCCCGCGUUGUAAAACAAACUGGCACCAACUUUUUAGUUCUCCAUUAAUUAUUUUUAAUCUAGAUACUUUACUAAAUACCGCUUACUUAGUACUACUACUAAGUACUACUUUACUAAGUGAAAGGGUGACUGAUAGUGGAACUUCAUCAUAAAGCUUUGUGCCAUGUGCAUUUUACCUGAUAAGGCAUACAUUAUGUAGGAUAAGAAUUACUUGUAAGAAACAUAGACUUAAAUACUCGUGUGGAGAAGAAAUGAGAUUUGCAAUAAAAUACCUGAAGUAAAA
Molecule: messenger RNA, 579 nt
Organism: Helicoverpa zea (corn earworm)
Lineage: Eukaryota; Metazoa; Arthropoda; Insecta; Lepidoptera; Noctuidae
Exons: 2
Coding region: 27-344 (105 amino acids)
Source: RefSeq, a predicted model, not a curated record